This is a messenger RNA of Hansenula anomala, 1149 nucleotides long. It is a transcript of the gene MRP7, whose product is annotated as mitochondrial 54S ribosomal protein bL27m. Gene Ontology annotation, biological process: translation. The record is from RefSeq and is a predicted model, not a curated record. Bases 1 to 1149 code for a protein of 382 amino acids. Gene Ontology annotation, cellular component: mitochondrial large ribosomal subunit; ribosome. Lineage: Eukaryota; Fungi; Ascomycota; Saccharomycetes; Phaffomycetales; Wickerhamomycetaceae. Gene Ontology annotation, molecular function: structural constituent of ribosome. The transcript has a single exon.
AUGGGGUUUUGGAGCGCAAAUAAAAAUGUCGCUUUCAUAAAAAGUGCUUUUGGGCUAGUAUCGAACAGUUUUCCUAGGGCUUCUGUCAUCAAUGGUCCUAUAAUACAAGUUCGUACUGCUACCAAAAGAGCUGCUGGUUCAAGAACAAACAUGAAAGAUUCAGCUGGUCGUCGUUUAGGUUCAAAGAAAGGGGAGGGAGAGUUUGUGAGACCAGGUCAAAUUCUUAUGAGACAGCGUGGUACAAAAUUUUUUCCAGGUGAGAAUGUUGGUAUCGGUAAGGAUCAUACAAUUUUUGCACUAGAGCCAGGUUAUGUUCGUUUCUAUUUGGAUCCAUUCCAUCCAAGAAGACGUUUCAUUGGAAUUGCAUUAAAAAAACACUCAAGACUACCAACACCACAUUUUGAGCCAAGAGCAAGAAGAUUUGGUUAUGUACCAAUAACAGACCCAUCAAAAGCAAAAUUUGAAGAAGGUACAUUGAAACGUAAACAAUUUUUAAUGAAACCUAUUUUGAAAAAAGAAGUAAAAGCCAGAGAAGAGAAAAGAAUCCAGAACACAGCUUUGUAUGGAGAACAAUUAAUUAAAGUGGUUCCUGAAUUAACUGAAGAAGAAAUCAAGAUCGGUUCAGAACGUUUAUUAGCUAUUAGAAAUCACGUAAAAAAUGGUUUGUCUAAUGAAGAAGCCAAAGCUACAACCACAAUGAUCUACCUUCAAAACUUGAAACUUUCAUUAAAAAGAAAUGAAACAACUCAAGAAGAGUGGACUACAGCACAACAAAAAUAUUUGAACCUUUCUAGCAAAUUGGAAAAAGCUGUUACAUUUGACAAUAAAUUCAACAUCAUCAAGUAUCGCUCCGAAGAUGAAAGAAGAUCAUUGGUUGCACAACUCGAAUCAACCAUUAAGGAACUUUACAGCAAGUUUGAUAAAAAGAACACUAGUGAAAUCAAGAAAUUGUUAUUCAAUUCAGAUGUCCUGACUCAAUCAGAACUUAUUAAAUUUAAGAGAACCUAUCUCAAGGCAGUUUUACCAGAAGAUAUUGCCGUUACUGAUACUAAAGACAAAAAGGCAGCUAUUGUCAAACGUUGGAAUUAUAUUAGAGAAAAGGUUGAUGUUGUUGCAAGAUCUAAGGGUGCUUUUGUCACAAGAAAAUGA